Messenger RNA from Phalaenopsis equestris, 1904 nucleotides. Its product is annotated as zinc transport protein ZntB-like. The coding region runs from base 298 to 1704 and encodes 468 amino acids. The transcript has 4 exons. The record is from RefSeq and is a predicted model, not a curated record. Gene Ontology annotation, biological process: transmembrane transport; metal ion transport. Gene Ontology annotation, cellular component: membrane. Lineage: Eukaryota; Viridiplantae; Streptophyta; Magnoliopsida; Asparagales; Orchidaceae. Gene Ontology annotation, molecular function: metal ion transmembrane transporter activity.
AUUACCUUUGCCUGUCGUUUUGAACACGCGCUUGUACUUUCAGCCGGACAUCUAAAAAUGGCGGAACGAAGCCGUGUUUUCCGCCUGCAAACCCACAGCGCGCAUCUCCUCCGCAGCAAAUCAUGUAGCCCGCUGCACACCCUCCUCCCUUUUUGGUUCGCACAUCGCAAAAUCAGCUCCCCACCCGCGCUACACAUCCGCCACACGAUUCCCCUUCCCUGAGAGUCGAAUCGUACCACGAAAGUCACAAUCUGCUUACAGGAUCUCCCGACAGCGUUCCGCCAAUCCAUCUUCAACAUGGAGCUUGUUAACGGUGAUCUGCCGGAGGUGGAUCGCCACCGAUUUCCCGACACCGCACCCGUCGGCACCAUCGCCGCACAUUCCCUCCAUUUCCCCCACCACAGCUGCGGCCGCCGGUCCUCCUACCCAUCUCCGGGCGCCGUUCGCCUCCGCGCCUACCGAUUCGACGGCCACGGUGGCUUCCUCUCACGUGAUUGGGAUAUUGCUGAGGCAGAAUCGUCACCACACGAAUUCAAUUGGUUCCACGUUGACCUCCCUAAAGGGAACCACAAGCUUUCCGUCUCGGCGCAGCUCCUAAUCGAUGUCCUAUGCCCUCCUCUGAAGCUACAGGACAUCCUCUCAUUAGUCUCCAAUGGGCCAUUCUGUGCUCACGUCGACGGUGCCCUUAUCUUCCGCGUGAACUCACCCGGCCCUGCCACAUCGGAUUUCACCCUCCGCCUCGCCGCUCGUGUUACGGAGUCUGCUGUUAUUACUGUCUCGCUCGGGCGUGUCCCGAGGUUAGGGUUUUCUCAGACCGGACAAUCUCUGCUUUCGGAGAUCCCUGUCGUGGACCAUUGUAGGGGUGAUGACGAUGAGGAGGAGAGCGUUGUGGGUGAUGGAAUCGUUAUCCGUGAGCAUGUUCUUGAGUUUUUGCUCACGAUGAAUCAUUCUGAGGAGGCGGAUAAUCCUGUGCCGAGGACCGUGUCUGAUUUGGUGGUGCAUGUUAUUGAUACGCAUGUCGAUCAUGUGCAGGAUAUUGUUACCAGACUGGAGAUUCAACUCGAUUCCAUCGAGCUUGAAUUGGAUAGAGGCGGCUCUACACUAAAGAAACAAAUGCUAGACGAUAGAAGAUUUCCGAAAAUGCAUUUGGAUCUGCAGCGCCUUCUGCAGGUUGUAGCUCAUGGUGAGCAAGUAUUCCCACGCGUGAAGGAGAAAUGUGCAGCCAAAAGCUGGUUUCUGACUGAAAACAUUGUAGCUCUGGAGGAGCUGAUUAAUCGUCUUAGGAGACUAAAAGGGAAUAUGGGAUUUAUAGUAAAUCGUGUAACAGCGAUUCAGGCUGGUCUUGAUAGUUGGCAAGCGGAACAAAUAAACAGAAAACUCUAUUACCUCUCGUUUUUCUCACUAAUCUUUCUUCCUCUAUCCAUUGUUACUGGAAUAUUCGGCAUGAAUGUUGGGGGAGUCCCGUGGACAGGGCAGAAUGAACCAGAAUUAAAAGACGGAUUUUGGAAUGUUAUGCUGCUCUGUGCUGCCAUAUUGCUGUUACUUCUAUUUGUUUUUAUUUUUCCAUCUAUCUAUCGACGUAUCGCUGCUUGGAGAAAGACAGCCGCACUACAAAGAUCAUGGUCUCUCAACAGAAAGUCAUUCUUGAAAAAAACAGUCCGAAGGGGCGCUUUUCAGGGAGGCGGCGGCUAUAUUCGUCUUUAAAUUGAUUGAUUCGAGGUGGCGAAGCUUCGAUAAUGGUAUAGCUCUUAACAUUUUGUUAUAUGUAGUAAGAACAAUUUUAUUUCUGUUGCUAGGAAAUCACAUCAUCUGGCAACCUGAAGUUACAGAAGUUGUAUAGAGGGCAUUAUUUGUAAGUUUUCAGGCGAUAUUUAUAUGUUGAAACCAAGAGAAUUCAUUAGCAU